UUGUAAACGGGAUUACCCUAGUUUUAAACGGGAUUUUUCAAUAAUAAAUUAACAGAUAAAUAACAAAUAAACCACAGAAAUUAGGCCGCAUGAAACGAUGGCGUUUUAGUUCCUGUUCUCGUGUCUUCUCGUCGCCCUUCGGACAGAGAGCGCGGCAACGUGAUCGUGACAUCUGAAUCUGUCUCUGUCCGAUUCCGACAGAGAAAGCGACGAAUCGGGCAUGGAGGAUCCUUCAAAACCUAACCCGAGCAAUCACUACCGUCCGCAAUGCCCGGUUCCGCCGUCGGCCAACCCAGCUGCUGCUGCUCAGGCGCCGGCUCCGACGCCGUUCCGUGGUCCGUACCACCGGCGCGCGCACUCGGAAGUGCAAUUCCGGCUACCGGCGGACCUGGAUCUUUCGGAACCAUUCGGCGGAUUCGACGACCUUGGAUCCGAGGACGACCUCUUCUGCUCGUACAUGGACAUUGAGAAGCUCGGAUCCGGAUCCGCAUCCGAUUCGGCCGGACCUUCCGCUCCGAGACCCGAUAACCCGGUUCCGGCGGAAAAUGGCGGCGAGGCAAGGGAUUCGAAGCCUAAGCACAGGCACAGCCUCUCCGUCGAUGGGUCUUCGACAUCGGAAUCGAUCGAAGCCAAGAAAGCCAUGGCUCCUGACAAGCUGGCCGAGCUCUGGGUCGUCGACCCGAAAAGGGCUAAAAGAAUCAUUGCAAAUCGGCAGUCUGCUGCUCGUUCGAAGGAGAGGAAGGCUCGUUAUAUCUUGGAGCUCGAGAGAAAAGUCCAUACCCUCCAAACCGAAGCUACUACUCUUUCAGCUCAACUCUCUUUGUUCCAGAGAGACACGAAUGGUUUGUCUUCUGAGAAUACAGAGCUCAAGCUUCGGUUACAGGCAAUGGAACAGCAAGCUAAGCUGAGAGAUGCACUGAACGAGGCGUUGAAGAAGGAAGUCGACAGGCUGAAAUUUGCCACGGGAGAAAUGUCGCAUGCCGACGCGUAUAACCUCGGAAUGGCACGGAGCUGCGUGCAAUACCCUCAACCACCGCAAAACUUGCAAAUGGCUCCUCAAUUUUACGUCUUCCAGCCCAACAACACGACUUCUCCAUCUGCUCAUCAUCCGGCACUCGUUACUGCUUCAGGCCAAUCACCGCAUUCAAAUUCAUUUUCGGAUGCGAUGCAGCAAGAUCCUCUUGGCCGGUUACAGGGCCUUGACAUCAGCAGCUGCGGCAGAGGCUCGGGCUUCGGGAGAUCCGAUUCAGUCAGUGAAAGCAGCAGCACGAUAAACUGAUCAACUCGUCCUGAAAAGCCCCCCCCCCUCCCCUCCAUAUCCAUUUGUCGAUAAAUUAAUCUUUCCCCCCACUUAAAUUCUUAGCUGAAGGUAAUCUCCUGAUGAUGUCUGAUCCUUUUAUGUAAACUGUUUUUUUUUUCAACUUCUGAGUUAGAGACCACAGGUGUCCACUUAUCUGACUUCCCAAGCCCUGAUUCAUUUCGAAACACGUUCCUGUUGGGAAGCCAGCGAAGGAGGAGAAGAAGAAGAAAAUCUCUCUCUCUCUCUCUCUCUCUCUCUCUCUGUGAACAGAGAAGUCGUCGUUUGGUUUUUCCAGGGGCUAUGAUGUAGCUUUAAGCCUUUAACAGAGUCUUUGCAGGUCUCAUCAGUGUGUUUGGUUCUUUUUUUGGGAACCUUUAGGGAAUAUAUGAGCUUCAACUGUUGACUUUCUUCUCAUGUACUACUCUGCUGUACUCCUGUUUCUCUCUCUCAAGAAUCUUGUAACAACAGAAAAGCUUACUAGAGAUCCCCCAUUUGUCUGAAUCUGACAACUAUUUUUUUUGUUGUUGCUA
Messenger RNA from Tarenaya hassleriana, 1830 nucleotides. Its product is annotated as transcription factor RF2b-like. The record is from RefSeq and is a predicted model, not a curated record. Gene Ontology annotation, molecular function: DNA-binding transcription factor activity. The coding region runs from base 221 to 1279 and encodes 352 amino acids. Lineage: Eukaryota; Viridiplantae; Streptophyta; Magnoliopsida; Brassicales; Cleomaceae. The transcript has 4 exons. Gene Ontology annotation, biological process: regulation of DNA-templated transcription. Gene Ontology annotation, cellular component: nucleus.